Molecule: messenger RNA, 1041 nt
Organism: Podospora anserina S mat+
Lineage: Eukaryota; Fungi; Ascomycota; Sordariomycetes; Sordariales; Podosporaceae
Exons: 2
Coding region: 1-1041 (346 amino acids)
Biological process (GO): nucleoside metabolic process; transmembrane transport
Cellular component (GO): endoplasmic reticulum
Molecular function (GO): catalytic activity
Source: RefSeq, a predicted model, not a curated record
AUGCCCCCCAACAGCCACGGCAACCUCCUGGCCGUCAACAUCACCAUCCCCGGCCUCUCCCCACGAUACCCCCACGUUCACUGCAGAGAAGACCUCCAAGUCUGCCAGGUGACCACCUGCGAAGGCGAAAUCAACGCCGCCUCGUCGGCCAUGGCCCUCCUCCUCUCCCCCAAGUUCAACCUCACAAAGACAUACUUCCUCCUAGCCGGCAUAGCAGGCGCAAACCCAAAGUACUCCACCAUCGGCGGCGUAGCCCUGGCGCGGUACACCGUCCAAGUAGCCCUCCAAUACGAAUUCGACGCCCGGGAGAUGCCAGACAACUUCACGACGGGGUAUGUUGCUUAUGGCACCACGCAGCCGGAGGAGUACCCCAAGAUUCUGUACGGGACAGAAGUGUUUGAGGUGAGCAACGCGCUGCGGGACGCGGCGUUUAACUAUGCCGUCAGGGCGAAUUUGAGCGAUAACGAGGACUCGAAGAAGUACCGGGCGAGGUAUAAGCCGGAGGGGAAUAUUUUUGCCAAGGCGUCGAGCGGGCCGGAGGUGGUCAAGUGUGAUACCGUCACGAGCGAUGUUUAUUACUCGGGGACGUUGCUGAGCGAGGCGUUUGAGAGGACGACGGGGGUUUGGACGAAUGGGACGGGGAGGUACUGCAUGACGGCGCAGGAGGAUAAUGCGGUGCUGGGUUCGUUGGUGAGGAUGGCGGUUUAUGGGGUUGUGGACUUUUCGAGGGUUGUUGUUAUGAGGACUGGGUCUAACUUUGACCGUCCUCCUCCUAACGUCACUGCCUAUGAGCAUUUGCUUGUUCUCAAGCAGAAUGGCUUCGAGGUUGCGAUUCAGAAUCUCUAUCUUGCGGGGAUUGAGAUUGUGAAUGGGAUUCUGAAGGAUUGGGGGGCGGUUUUUGACAAGGGGAUUAAGCCUUGCAAUUAUAUUGGUGAUGUGCUUGGGUCUUUGGGUGGUGAACCAGAUUUUGGUCCGGGGAGUGAGACGAAGGGGGUGGGGUUUAGGCCUCCUGGGAACAGCACGACAAGAGCAAUAGUAUAG